This is a messenger RNA of Zasmidium cellare ATCC 36951, 1884 nucleotides long. RefSeq lists its product as uncharacterized. Gene Ontology annotation, biological process: protein linear polyubiquitination; proteasome-mediated ubiquitin-dependent protein catabolic process. Gene Ontology annotation, molecular function: zinc ion binding; ubiquitin binding; ubiquitin-protein transferase activity. Gene Ontology annotation, cellular component: ubiquitin ligase complex. The coding region runs from base 1 to 1884 and encodes 627 amino acids. The transcript has a single exon. The record is from RefSeq and is a predicted model, not a curated record. NCBI's taxonomy places the organism in Eukaryota, Fungi, Ascomycota, Dothideomycetes, Mycosphaerellales, Mycosphaerellaceae.
AUGGCUACCAUGAGAAGGCUGAAAUCUACGCUCAAGCUGGGCUCGAAAGACCACGACAACGACCUCUCCAACAAAACUUCUCUCAAACGAUCCAACGCAAAGCUACGGAAGAACGACUUGAGCAGCUUCGUCUUCGACAUACCCGAGGAAACCCCAGAUGACUUCCCAAUACCAGAGAUCCUUCCACCUCCAAAGCCCUUCAGGCGUGGCUACUCACUGCGGCCAGAUGCGACGAGCAGCAGUACGAGUGUGCUGUUGCAGCCUCCUGCACUACUGGGCAUCCCAUACGAUGCUAUAGAACCAGACUUUGCUCCGACAUUUACCAGGAAAGACUCACAGCAGAGUGAGUCAAGCUCCAACCGGAGGGAAUCAAAGACGCUUUCCAAGGUCUUCAGCAAGUGGCAUGCAAAGCGGCCUCAGCCCGUCGACAAUUUCACGAAGUGGGAUGAAGGUCGACCAUGUGCACAUCAGAGCCUACCUGCCCACGGUCUCGAUUUCAGCGCGACUGGUGUCGAUUCGAUUCUUGCUUCAGCUAUACUUGGGAUAGGCUCCGUUGCUGCUGGCCCAUCAAACCCGAACCACAAACGAGAGUCGGUCGAAUCGAACCCAUACAACGAGGCUAUGCGUGCCCGACGGAGCUGGGCUGAUAGACGAGAGAAUCAGGUGGAGUUUGCAGAUGACGACGAUUUUGAGGAAGCCUCUGGAGCCCGUUCAAGACAGAAAACGAAGAGACAAGCUAUAUGUGAGAUCGACUGGAGUCAGUACAACGAUGGCGAGGCGAUUCGGGAACUGAUUCAAUCGUACGACGAAAGCAUCAACUUCGACCACAACGACAUCAGUCCUGUCGACAGUGGUGUUGGGCUUGUCGCAGACGAUGAGCCGGCAGUGGGGAAAGGCAAGACUCGCGCCGUCGAGUCGGUUAAUGGGCAAUCUGAACCAGAUUCCGUCGACCUUGAUGAAAUAGUUGCGAUGAAGCUGGCCUUUGAAGACAGCAUAAGAGCACAGAAAAGGACAUGGCGGGAGGAGAUGCAAGCACUUGAAGCCCAGCAGGAGGAAGCUUUAGAACGACUGCGACGGAGAGAAGAAGAACGCGAACGUCAAGAGGAGGCAGACCGGAUCCACGCAGAAGAAAUGGAACAAGCAGAACGAGCCCGCAUCGCCGCCGAACUCCUCCGACCACGCGAAUGCGUCUGCUGCGGCGAUGAAAAGGAGCCUUCGUCCUUCCCAGCUCAUCCCCCGACCUACACCUGCGAACACUCAUCCCAAACCUGCACCGACUGCAUGCACGCCUGGAUCUCGAGCGAAUUCACCUCCAAAGGCAGCACAGACCUCAAAUGCCCCGAAUGCCCCGAGACCCUCUCCUACGACGACGUCCACCGCGCCGCCACCCACGAAACCUUCCUCGCCUACGAGAAACUCCUCACGCGAACGCUCCUGGGCUCCCUCCCCGAAUUCUCGUGGUGUCUCAACCCCGCCGGCUGCGACAGCGGUCAAGAAAACAGCGCCAACAACAACUACAUGGAAUGCAUCGUGUGCAAAUACCGGCAAUGCCUGCACCACGCCUGCGCCUGGCACGUCGACGAGACGUGCGCGCAGUACGACUACCGCACGUCCGGGCAGAAGUCCCGCGACGAGGAGAAGGCCACCGCGGAGAUACUGGACGAGGUGUCGAAGAAGUGUCCCGGGCCUGGCUGUGGUUGGCGGAUCCAGAAGGUGGAUGGGUGUGAUCAUAUGACGUGCCGGAAGUGUCGGUGGGAGUUUUGUUGGUUGUGUCUGGCGAGUCAUCGGGAGAUUAAGAGGGUUGGGAAUGAGGCGCAUGAGGGGUGGUGUAAAUUCCAUUCGAGGAAUUUGGAGACGAGUUGGCCGUUUAAUGCUCAUGCUUGA